CAGCAGUUCUGUGGAAGGAAGCGGAAAUAAGCCUUAUGCUAGCAGCUACAUUCAGGCUCCGUGAACGGGCUGUAAGCGACAGCAGACACACAGUGAUUGUUGCCUCUCCAGAGGAAACAGGGAGUGGAUAGUCACACGAUAGGGCUUUCGUUAGUUACGGUGGCGACAUCGAAACGGUAUAUCCAGAGUGGUGACACACUGUGACCUUUAUGUGAGGUCUAAGCCCUAAAGAAACGGGUCACAGACGGGAGGAGAGACUCGGAGAGAAGCAUUUGACCACAGAAGCCAGGAUAACCUUUUAUUUUUUUAUUCAGUUCCUGAAACACAGCUGCAACCAGCAGUUUUCUACCAAGCCACAACCACCAUGGAGGCCAUUGCCAAAUAUGAUUUCAAUGCAACUGCUGAAGACGAACUUAGUUUCAAGCGUGGAGAUAUCCUUAAAGUAUUAAAUGAAGAGUGUGAUCAGAACUGGUACAAGGCAGAGCAUAAUGGAAAAGAUGGCUUCAUUCCCAAGAAUUACAUAGAGAUGAAAGCCCAUCCGUGGUUCUUCGGGAAGAUUCCCCGGGCCAAAGCAGAGGAGAUGCUAAACAAACAGCGGCACGAUGGGGCCUUCCUCAUCAGAGAGAGUGAGAGUGCGCCUGGAGAUUUCUCCCUCUCUGUGAAGUUUGGAAAUGACGUCCAGCACUUCAAGGUUCUUCGUGAUGGGGCUGGAAAGUAUUUCCUAUGGGUGGUGAAGUUUAACUCACUCAACGAGCUGGUGGAAUACCACCGCACCUCCUCGGUCUCUCGCAAUCAGCAGAUCUUUCUGAGAGAAAUAGAGCAGGUCCACCAGCAUCCCACAUAUGUGCAGGCACUCUUCGACUUCGACCCCCAGGAGGAGGGAGAGCUGGGUUUCCGACGCGGCGACUUCAUCCAAGUCCUGGACAACUCUGACCCUAACUGGUGGAAAGGAGGCUGUCACGGCCAAACGGGCAUGUUCCCCCGUAACUACGUCACCCCUGUCAAUCGGAACAUGUAAAACAGUCAGACCAUGUAAACAAGAACAACAACCACAACACGGCAACCAUCACCACCACCACCAUCAUUAUCUUCAUCAUCAUCAUCUUUGAUCUUCAUCAGCCCCCACCUGACCCAUUUAAGCCCCUCCCCAUCCACCACUCUUGGCCAUUCCACAGUAACAGGAGCAGACAGGAAGAACGCAAACAACUGAAAGAGAGAUGAGACAGGGUAGGUGCUGUUGUAGGCGUCUCUGUGUGGGUGGCAGCUGAGCACAAUCAACUUUAACUUGUGCUAAGAAUGUUCACCACCCCAGUGAUCGCCACGGUGACGAUUCAACUGUCUUUGAGGGAAAUCAGAAUGCAGAGAAACUAAAGCGUAGUGCACCAACCAUCAAGAUAAAUGAUUCUACCACUCCCGCAGCUGCUUCUGUCUUCUCCUAAACUUCCUAACAUUCUGCCUUUCUUUUUGUCUCCCUUCUUUUGCCGCAUGUUGUUUUAAUCUUCUAAAUGAAAUGCCUACCGAUGAAAUCCUAACUCUGUUUUAAAGAAAAUGAAAUUAAAAAUAUAAAAAAGAAAUGGUUUUAAAAAAAAAAAAUGUACAAAGAAGAAGAGAAGAAAGAAAAGAUGCCAUCUACAAGUACAGCAAGUUUCCAUGUUUAAGUUCAUUGGCAUGUGAGCAUUGUACAUCAGCCACUGGCUGUAUAAAUAAAUCAACUAUAGAGAGAAUCCAUUUUUUAAGAAUAUAUAUUAUAUAUUUGUAUGUGUUUGUCUGUUUUACCUCUCAUCAAAUUGUUUUUUUUUCCUCCAUUUGUAAAUUAUGUUCAAUCCUUAUGUUAGUCUGGAUAAGACCUAGUAGCUCUAGAAUGUGCUGAAUUGUCAGUCAAGUUCCUUUUUUUUGUUUUGUUUUUUUGUUUUUCUGAAUCUAUCUGAGGGCUCUCAGAUAAAACAGCAUGCUAUUCAAGAGUCAUACAAGUUCCAGCGGGAAAAAGAUUUUGCUUGUGUAUAAUAAGAAGAAAUUAGGAGAAACCUGAGAAGAAACACUUCUUGUUACAAAGCUAACAUUGACCAGCAAGUAGAGCCACAAAUGCUGCAAGAGCUGUUGUAUUACAAAGCCCCUCGUAAAAGGUCGGACACCUUUUCAAAGCCUAUGUAUUUAUUGCAGCCAUUUUACUUGGGCAGUGAAUGUAGCUUACUGAGGCCAUAGACAUUACAAUGAGGGAAGCAAGGUCAGAGAACUGAACUACACAAACCAUGCAAGGGAUUUUUAGGAAAAGACACGCCAAGUUGGCAAUGUUGUCAAUAUUCACUUAAAAAGACAGACAGUUGUAUGAGGACAUGUACAGGUAGUUAACAUGCAUACUCGAACAGUCAUUACAUGCAUGCAUACGCAGACGUUCUCCUCCCCGCUACACCUGCACGUAGUACGGAGGCGGAGUCUGGAUAAUCACAGUGUGUAAUAAUCACCAGUGCAGAUCUGCAGCUGGCACAACAGUCCAGAAAUCUGAGAGAGCGUCUUUUAUGCUUCAAGUUGAGAGAUCAGCUUCAAUGAUGUAAAAGAUUUUCAUUUUAUUUUUUUUCUCCUUCCUUUUUGUUCUUUGUCCAUUGUGGCGUGUGGUCAAGCACUUUUUUUGUUUCUGAUCCAGUGUGUGUGUUUGUUUACUGUGUUUGUGUUUUGUCGUUCUCUCUGGAUAGUGCCUUUCUCUCUGGUAUUUCAGUGUCUCCAACCUGCUACUUUGAGCCCCCUCCCUUAACGGGGUCUGCCAGUCCUGCAGUGAGAAACAGUGUACAUAAUCCAACCUGUCCCAUCCAGCAAUGACUCCACUCCUCCUCCCUUACUCCUUCCCUCUUACAUCUACCCGCCUUCACCUUUGUCCUCACCAAUGUGGAACUCUUCUUAUUUAAAUGUCUCUCGCCUUGUCUUACCUAAUGAUACGGUUUUGUUUUGCUCUUCUUUUUUUUAUUUGCAUUUGUUUUUGUUUGUUUGUUUUUUGUUUUCAAUUAAUAAAAUGCAAUUAUUAAAAAAGGAGAAAA
Solea solea (common sole) is the source of this 3029-nucleotide messenger RNA. It is a transcript of the gene grb2b, whose product is annotated as growth factor receptor-bound protein 2b. The record is from RefSeq and is a predicted model, not a curated record. Bases 365 to 1018 code for a protein of 217 amino acids. Lineage: Eukaryota; Metazoa; Chordata; Actinopteri; Pleuronectiformes; Soleidae. Gene Ontology annotation, molecular function: protein binding. The transcript is spliced from 6 exons.